Molecule: messenger RNA, 654 nt
Organism: Sitodiplosis mosellana (orange wheat blossom midge)
Lineage: Eukaryota; Metazoa; Arthropoda; Insecta; Diptera; Cecidomyiidae
Product: vascular endothelial zinc finger 1-like
Exons: 2
Coding region: 113-613 (166 amino acids)
Cellular component (GO): nucleus
Molecular function (GO): zinc ion binding
Source: RefSeq, a predicted model, not a curated record
UCAUAUUAAGAAGAGAGACGCGCAAAGAACGAUUGAAUUUAGAUUCUUAACGGGUUUUUUUCUAAUCAUUUAUUAGACGGAUCCAACGAUUUUAAUCGAAACAAACGCCACAAUGUCACGAAUUUGUCGGGUGUGUCGACUUUCGCGAGUAUUUAUGGUGCCUUUGGAGCAAAACAACGAAGAUGUCAAGAAUAUUUUGGGCAUGUUGAACAACAUUGUAGAAUCCAAUGCAUCAGCAUUACCGAAUCAUAUCUGCUCUCCAUGCAAGGACCGCUUACAAUGGGCAUUCGAAUUCAAAAUAAAAUUGACUGUGGCGCUCAACGCCGAACAGAUGGCUCAAAAUCCAAAAUUGCCUGGCGAAAAUAGGAAUGGUGGUACUUUGACUGAAAAUACCGAAGGUCGAAUCUCGAAGAAAGGAAAACAGACGAACGAUAAUGAAAAGACACGGCCAUUCCAGUGCGAAAAAUGUGAACGACGCUUCAAAUAUAAAGAAAACUGCCAAACACAUGAAAAACGACACGAAAUGAACCUCAAAGAAUAUUCAUGCAGAAAAUGUAAACUCUGUUUUUUGAAAGUAAAACAUUUUACAGAUCAUGCAUGUAAAUCAUUUUGAACUGCAAUAAACGGUUCACACCCUGUAGAACAAAACCAAAC